This is a messenger RNA of Gongylonema pulchrum, 936 nucleotides long. The record is from the annotation of a GenBank genome assembly. NCBI's taxonomy places the organism in Eukaryota, Metazoa, Nematoda, Chromadorea, Rhabditida, Gongylonematidae.
AUGUAUAGACUGCCAAACUGCAGGGAUACGCAAGCAACUCUGGCGGUUUUGGAUACACUAGACACGGAUUUCAAUAAAGAAGAUGAUCCAAUUGCUCGCGAACGGGAGAUAAUGAAGAAGUUUGGGUGGGAGGAAGAGUAUUUUCAUGGCCGAAUCAAUCACUGGAUGAAAGCUAAACCGAAAAUUUGGGCCUUAUUUGAUGAGCCGUAUUCAUCUCAUGCUGCAAAGGUGAUAGCGGCGAUAUCAGUUUGUUUCAUAGUGAUCAGUAUGGUCUCAUUUUGCAUGAAAACGCACCCAAAUUUUCGUAUAACUGUAUUGUCCAUAAGAAAUAUCACGAAUAAUUAUAUCGGAAUACAAAGGACGUCCACGGAACCUCACCGAGCUUUUAGUCAGAUUGAGUAUUUAUGUAAUAUCUGGUUUACGUUUGAAAUAUUGGUGCGAUUUAUAUUUUGUCCAAGCAAAUGGCGUUUUCUCAGAUCCCCAAUAAACAAUAUAGACCUGAUUGCUACGCUAAGCUUUUACAUGGAUAUCGUAUUGGUGCGCAUAUUGGACGAGGAAGCGCCCAAAGAUGUUGUUGAGUUUUUGUCUAUGAUCCGCAUACUUCGGUUAUUCAAGCUUACGCAACAUCAUCGGGGCCUCCAGAUUCUCAUUCAUACAUUCCGUGCCUCCGCCAAAGAGCUAAUUUUGCUGGUAGGCUAUGGUGAUAUGACGCCGCAUACAGCGCUCGGUCGCCUAGUGGGCAGUCUGUGCGCAAUAAUGGGUGUGCUGACCAUUGCGCUUCCCGUCCCCGUCAUCGUCAGCAACUUCGCAAUGUUCUACUCCCAUACGCAGGCCAGGGAAAAAUUACCCAGAAAGAGGAGACGCGUACUGCCCGUUGAACAGGUAAUUUGCUAUUUUAAUUUUCUUGCUCUUCAUAUCUGUGAGACUGUUCUGUAA